AUGGAUGAAGCAGGUGGCCACUCCAUUCAUGGCCGACGCUUCCAUGGCCUACAGCAACUGCUGUUCUUGGCAUUGCUGUGCUUCUCUUUCCUCUUGUGUUCGGCAGGCGAGGAAUCCUUAUCUAGGCGGCGGUCUCAUGUCCAGCGGCAUCUGAAACGCCUGAACAAGCCCGCUGUCAAGAAUAUCCAGGUUCACCUCCCCUAAUCUUCGGUUAAUCUCAUUUGGGCUCUGAUUCUUGACGGACUAGACCGAUUGAAAUAUCCUGUUUUCUUCUCGUUCUGUCGUUAGAACAGAUGAAUCUGCAGAAACGUUUCCAUGUCGUAAUGCUCUCUCCCUUCUGUUUUCUCGUCUACGGAGUCGAUGAGAUGUCAUUCUAUCCAUUUCUCCGGCUCCUCGGUCAAAUCUUGCAAUGGGGAGCCCGCAUUUAAUUCUAGUUUCGUGGGUCCGAACUAAAUCCUGAUACCUCCCUGACUCUCUGAGAUUUGCAGAGCCCAGAUGGAGAUACGAUAGACUGUGUUCAUGUCUCCAAUCAACCCGCAUUCGAUCACCCUUUCCUCAAGGACCACGCGAUUCAGGUGGGCUUUGGAUGUCUUCGGGUUCUCGCCUCCAAUCUUUUGCAAUCUGUUUCUCCGAUUGAAGGACCGAUCCCUUUGAGAUGAGCAGAUGAGGCCCAGCUUCCAUCCCGAAAGGAUCUAUGACGAGAACAAGGUUGAAGAACUCUCGGGUCGGAAAAGCAGCACCAUGGCCCAGAUGUGGCACCAGAAUGGGCGGUGCCCGGAGAACACCAUCCCCAUCAGGAGAACGAAGGGAGAGGACCUUCUCAGGGCAAACUCUGCGAAGAGAUACGGGAGGAAGAAGCACAGAGAACCUCCGAAACCCAAUUCUGUCGAUUCUGAGACGAAUAACGGCGGUGGGCACCAGGUACAUUGUGAAGACCUCGGUGGGCACGAAAGCCGUCGUUCUUUGGGGUUUCCUCUUUUCUUCCCUUUCUCAUCCCCUUUUUCCUUGAGCAGCAUGCGAUUGCUUAUGUAGAAGGAGACAGAUACUACGGGGCAAAAGCUACCAUAAAUGUGUGGAACCCAAAGAUUCAGCAGUCCAAUGAGUUCAGCCUCUCUCAGUUUUGGAUACUGGGUGGCCCUCUUGGGGGAGAUUUCAACAGCAUUGAAGCUGGGUGGCAGGUGAUCCUCCAUAAGAUUCCAGCUAUGAGACGGAGAAUGCCGAUGAUACUGCAAGGAAUGUAGGCUAAUCUCUUCCCUCUCCUUUCACUCUCUUGUCUGAAUCAGGUCAGCCCUGAUCUCUAUGGAGACAACAACACAAGGCUAUUUACCUACUGGACGGUGAGACCGCAUUCCUUCUCAUGUAUGUCGUAUUCUGGUUUCAAUAUGCCCCAUCUUCUGUUUGGGGGGCUACAUCGAUUCCACUGGAUUCCAUGGCUGAAUAGAGAGGUCAGAGUUUCAAACAGUGUACUUACUGUUCCUGGUCCAACCCCCGUCCUUCGUCUGAUGUCGACCCUCUGAUGAUGUGAGGGUUUUAUUUAUCGAUUGAUUUAAAAUAUAUUUGAUCAGCAACAAAUGGGCUCUAUUCAGAACUGAUUUAUUUAAGUGAUUUUUUAUUUUUUUUGGUUGUUGUUCUUGUUCGUGGUGGUUGGCGCUUGCCUGUGGUGAUCACAACGAGCCAGAGUGAUGCUUAUCAAGCAACAGGCUGCUACAACCUCCUCUGCUCUGGCUUCGUCCAGAUCAACACUGAGAUAGCAUUGGGGGGCAGCAUCUUCCCGAUCUCUGCUUACCACGGCUCCCAAUAUGAUAUCAGUAUCCUUAUCUGGAAGGUAUUUUUAAUUCAUCCGAAGGGAUCCCAGAAUGACAGAAAACCAUGAUAAUCCUUUGUUUAAUUCAAAUAUUCUAUGAAAUUAUGAAACUUUACUUUUCAAAAAUUCUUUUCUGAUUGCCUUUUUUUCUUUAAAAUGAGAAGGACCCGGGGGGGAAUCACUGCAAGCCAUGAUGAUCUUUCUUUUAUUCAAACUUUUUGAUGAAAGCAUGAACUUUGUUGAAACCAUUUCGAUUCUAUUAUUUGAUUUUUUUUAAAAAGGAGACAGGACCCAGAAGGAGAAUCAAUGAUAACCUCGAUGAUCUCCUGUUAAAUUAGAAAUCUCCCAUAAAAUCGUGGUAUUUUAUUAAGAAAUUCUGAAGCUCGAUGUUCUUUUUAAAAAAUAAAAAGGGGCGGGACCAAGGGGGAGAAUCACUGAAAACCCUGAUGAUCUUGGGAAAAUUGUCAUUUCUUGAUAAGUUUCUCCGAAAAAAAAAUGGACAGGAUCCAGGGGGAGAAUCACUGAACACCUGAUGCUCCUCGUGAAUUAAAAAUCGUGAAACAUCAUUGAAAAGCUUCCGUUUUUUUCAAGAUUUCUCUGUUCUUCCAUGCGCAGGACCCAAAGGGCGGCAACUGGUGGAUGCAGUUUGGGAACGACUAUGUGCUCGGCUACUGGCCCUCUUCCCUCUUCUCCUACCUGGCGGACAGCGCCACCAUGAUCGAGUGGGGAGGAGAGGUGGUGAACUCUGGGGCGGAUGGGCGGCACACCUCAACCCAGAUGGGGAGCGGGCACUUCCCCGAAGAAGGCUUCGCCAAGGCCAGCUACUUCAGGAACAUCCAGAUCGUCGACGAUUCCAACAAUCUCCGGGCCCCCGAUGGGAUCGACUCCUUCACCGAGCAAUCCAACUGCUAUGAUCUUGAGAAUGGGAACAAUGGCGAAUGGGGCACCUACUUCUACUAUGGCGGCCCAGGAAGAAGUGAGAAUUGCCAAUAA
Messenger RNA from Spirodela intermedia, 2797 nucleotides. The record is from the annotation of a GenBank genome assembly. NCBI's taxonomy places the organism in Eukaryota, Viridiplantae, Streptophyta, Magnoliopsida, Alismatales, Araceae.